CUGGAUCCGCGGCGCCAUCUACUGCUGCAAGAUCGCCGUGGCCCUGGCCGUGGCCGCCAUCCCUGAAGGUCUCCCGGCCGUCAUCACCACCUGCCUGGCCCUGGGGACGCGCCGGAUGGCCAAGAAGAACGCGAUUGUCCGCAGCCUGCCCUCGGUGGAGACCCUGGGCUGCACCUCGGUCAUCUGCUCCGACAAGACCGGCACGCUGACCACCAACCAGAUGUCCGUCUGCAAGAUGUUCAUCAUGGACAAGGUGGAGGGCGACAUCUGCUCCCUGAGCGAGUUCUCCAUCACCGGCUCCACCUACGCGCCCGAGGGAGAAGUGCUGAAGCAGGACCGUCCGGUCAAGGCUGGUCAGUUCGAUGGCCUNUUAUGGGUGGUGGGACCUCAUAACAGGUGGUGGGACCUGGUUAUGGGAUGA
Zonotrichia albicollis (white-throated sparrow) is the source of this 421-nucleotide messenger RNA. NCBI's taxonomy places the organism in Eukaryota, Metazoa, Chordata, Aves, Passeriformes, Passerellidae. The record is from RefSeq and is a predicted model, not a curated record.